AUGGGCGCUCUUCUCUCUAUACCGCUCCUGUCGGGAGGUCUUGUCUCGGGCCUCUUCACCUCUUGCAUCACAGGUUUGGCCUUCUUCUGCACUUCCACUGCCGCAUCUGCCUUCUUCAAGGCGUGCAACUGCCAGUCCUCCAUUGCCACUCGUGUGGGCUUUGCACUUAUCUUCUGUCUUGAUGCUGCAUUAGCAUGGCUCUCGCUCAACCGCUAUAUCAUGGACAAGCUCGAGUCUUGGACAUGGAACUGGCUCAAGAUGGACUGCGAGACCGACAAGAACCGUUGUUACGGCGUCCUUGCUGUGCACAGGAUCACAUUUGCGCUAGCCCUUUUCCACUUCAUCCUUGGCAUGAGCCUCAUCGGCGUCAAGGAUACUCGAGACAAGAGGUCAUCCAUUCAGAAUGGCUGGUGGGGACCCAAGAUUCUAGGAUGGUUCGCCCUUGUCGUCCUGACCUUCUUCAUUCCCAAUGGCUUCUUUGCAUUCUGGGCCAAUUGGGUGGCCCUCCUGCUUGCUACCGUCUUCAUCCUCGUUGGUCUCGUCCUCCUCGUCGACUUUGCUCACUCGUGGAGUGAGACGUGUCUUGACAGGUGGGAGGAGACUGACUCCAACUUUUGGAAGUUCACACUGAUUGCCUCGACUGGAGGCAUGUAUGUGCUGGUCCUGGUCGGCACGAUUCUUCUAUACGUCUUCUUCACUGGCUCAGGUUGCGGUCUCAACACGUCCAUCGUCACCGUCAACUUCAUCUUCGCAAUUGCUUUGACAGGGCUCUGCAUCUCUCCAGCUGUACAAGAGGCGAACCCGCGCUCAGGUCUGGCUCAGUCAAGCAUGGUGGCAGCAUACUGCACGUACCUGAUUGCCUCUGCCGUCAUGAACCGUGACAAUGAAGCAUGCAAUCCCAUCACGCGUGGCCGAGGCGGACCAGCCAAGACGACGACGGUGGCAUUUGGAGCUAUCUUCACCUUCCUAGCUAUCGCUUACUCGACUUCCAGGGCAGCUACGCAAUCAGGCAAGCUGGUAGGCAAGGGGGCUGGCAGGAAGAGCGGCCCCAUUGCACUGGGAGAUGGGCGGCCUUCUGGCUAUGGCCCUCUUGCAACCGACGAUGGUGGCGAGUCGGGUACGAUCACACAGCAGCCUACAAAGAAGGACUCUCUGAGGAUCCAAGCCCUCAUGGCCGCUGUCGAGGCUGGUGCAAUCCCCGCCAGUGCCCUGGAUGAGGGCGACGAUGAUGACGAUGACGAAGAGGAUGGAUCUGGCAAUGCGGGCGAAGACGACGAGAGGAAUGGUACGAGGUACAAUUAUUCUUGGUUCCACUUUGUCUUUGCCAUUGCCGCUUGCUAUACCGCAAUGCUGCUGACUGAUUGGCGCUACGUCAGGCUAGGAGACGCUUCCCCAGACCCAGCAGAAGAUGGCGCUCCGGUCGUCUUCAUUGGCCGCUCGGUGACUGCAAUGUGGAUGAGGAUAGUGUCCUCGUGGGUCUGUGUGCUCAUCUAUGGUUGGAGUCUCGUUGCGCCUGUGCUACUCCCAGAUCGAUUUGGUCUCGAUUAG
Microstroma glucosiphilum is the source of this 1548-nucleotide messenger RNA. Its product is annotated as TMS membrane protein/tumor differentially expressed protein. Gene Ontology annotation, cellular component: membrane. NCBI's taxonomy places the organism in Eukaryota, Fungi, Basidiomycota, Exobasidiomycetes, Microstromatales, Microstromataceae. The record is from RefSeq and is a predicted model, not a curated record. The transcript has 2 exons. The coding region runs from base 1 to 1548 and encodes 515 amino acids.